UAAUGUAGGAUAUCUUUAUGAACAUCUUAGGAUUUGUAUACACCAGGGCAUGCUUCGUAGUAAACACAAACAGUAAACAUGGGUGGUGAGCAAGGAGAAACAUGCGAGAUAACUGAUGUACAGUUUUUCUCCAAGAAGCGGCAUCCUAUCGUAGUUACAUUUCAAAAUGGUGAGCUCUUGCCAGAUGCUGUGGAGAGGCUGAAAUGUGGAGUUUACCGUGACAAGAAAACUGGAGAACGCAUUGUUGCAGUGGCCUCUGAGUCCAGAGUGUAUUUCGGAGCACUGGCUUCUGCUUCAAGCAAAUUGUGCCGCACUCUCCUAGCUAUACGCAACAAACAGACCAAUAAGGUUCGCCUCGUGGAAGUGGAGAGUGUAAACCUUUCGCCGAUAGUCCAUUCAGAGAAACCAGCUGCGAAAGAAAUGCAGAAUCUCCAAGCUUAUACAAAGUUAAGUAGAACUUUUGGUUCUAAAAGAGCAAAGCGCAGUGUGGAGCAGCGAGAGGCUAUGCAGCUUGAAGUUGAACACAUGGAGCAUCAGUUGUCACAAGCACUCAGCACAACAGCAUUGGCAAAGAAGGCAACUGCUUCUCCAUUGCCUGAGGAAACCCGAAAUGUUUCAUCACCUGCCACAGUUGGUGAUGAAGUGGUUCCUUGUGACCGAACAGCUACAACGCCCGAUAAAAUUUAUGAUCUCCAUGAUCUGGUCAGUGAAGAUGAACUAAACAGUUUUUCGGAGGAAGCUGAGACACUUAUUUCUGGAGGUGCAUCUUCUGUGAGUUAUUCACCAUUCUUCAACAGUUGCUUCAAAGAGGUUCCAGCAGAAACACGAGUACAAAGCAUAAAGAUUCUCCUAUAUGCAGAAUGCCUUAUACGUUUUGUCUCUUUGACAUACAAGGAUCUAAGAGCGAAGAAUGUAAGUGUGUGCCCUCAGUCAGAAAGUAUCAGUACCCGGAUACUUAAUAACUUCACAGUUGCUUCUGACAGUGGAAGGACAAGGCCACUGCAUGUGAGAGAUAAGGCAAUUUGUCAUGUCAUAGUACUUGGAUUAUUGGCCAAUAAAUUCAAGUUGAAUGUUGAACCUUUGCUUGCAUCUAUCAAGAUUGGAGCAACUAGAUUGCAGCAAUUGUGUCGUGCAAUAGGAGCAGUGCCAAGUGUGUCAAAUAAAAAUAUUGUAGUUUUGAAGGCACCAUUACCUCCAUUAACAUCUGUUGGUGGUGGUGGUGGUGGUGGUGCUGGCAGAAAUCGUCGCACAGGAAGAGGAGGACGUCAGCAGUAGCAAGCCAAGUGCAAAUUUUUAUUUUGUGCUGCAAGAAAAGUAAAAUGUUAUCUUUGUUGUUAUAUUCUCUCUGAAUAUUUUUCAUAUUGUACUGAAAAAUUUCUUGAAUGAAUAUAUUGUAAAUUAAUAUCUGAUUAAAGUUCAGAUAAUUAUC
Molecule: messenger RNA, 1429 nt
Organism: Schistocerca nitens (vagrant locust)
Lineage: Eukaryota; Metazoa; Arthropoda; Insecta; Orthoptera; Acrididae
Exons: 7
Coding region: 79-1275 (398 amino acids)
Biological process (GO): nucleolar large rRNA transcription by RNA polymerase I; transcription elongation by RNA polymerase I; RNA polymerase I preinitiation complex assembly
Cellular component (GO): RNA polymerase I complex
Molecular function (GO): DNA binding
Source: RefSeq, a predicted model, not a curated record